AGAGAUACGAAUAUGAGAGCACUAAAAUAUAGAUGGUCAUCGGGUUAGCCAUAAGACAACAUGCUGCUGGCUCAACCCAUUUUCUUCUCUCCCAACUUUCCCACUCUCACCAAAAAGACAAGUUUUAGAGCUUCACUUCACCCCCACAACAAUUUUCCUCCUCUCAGAGUUUCACCAACGCCAAAAUCACUUGGUGUGAGAGCAAGAAUCAAAACUCUGUUCGUUCCGUUUCAGAAAAAGAGUGGUUUCCAAAUCUGCCAUAGCUUGAAGAAAGAGAGCGAAGUUGGUGGGAAUGAUGGAAGAGACUGGACAACCUCCUUUUUGCUCUUUCUCCUCUGGGCAGCACUCAUCUACUAUGUCUUCUUUCUCACCCCAAACCAGACCCCGUCAAGGGAUUCAUAUUUCCUGAAAAAGCUCCUGAAUCUAAAAGGGGAUGAUGGUUUCAGAAUGAAUGAAGUGUUAGUAUCAUUGUGGUAUAUAAUGGGCUUGUGGCCAUUGGUAUAUAGCAUGCUUUUGCUUCCUACAGGAAGAAGCUCAAAAAACAGUAUUCCUGUAUGGCCCUUCCUCAUACUUUCUUGUUUCGGAGGUGCAUAUGCACUUCUUCCUUAUUUUGUACUUUGGAAACCGCCAGCACCUCCUGUUGAAGAAACUCAGCUUAAAACAUGGCCCUUGAAUUUUCUAGAAUCAAAAGUAACUGCAUUGAUAUCCCUUGUUGCAGGGGUAGCCAUCAUAAUUUAUGCUGGUUUAGCUGGACAAGAUGUGUGGAAAGAAUUUUACCAGUACUUCAGGGAAAGCAAAUUUAUUCAUAUUACCUCCAUUGAUUUUAUUGUACUUUCAACAUUUGCACCCUUCUGGGUUUACAACGACAUGACAGCACGAAAAUGGUUUGACAAAGGUUCUUGGCUUCUUCCGAUAUCAUUGAUACCAUUUUUAGGGCCUGGUUUAUACCUUCUCCUGCGGCCAUCAUUAUCAGCAGAGGCCAUUUCGCAAACUCCUGUUGAACCAGAGUGAAAUUACAUUUGAUGACUGCCAAUAAUACAAGUGCACACGUUCUAGCAACAAAAAUAUAUUUGGUUUCAAGUUUGGUUCAAGAAGAUAAUUUCUUUCUACACAGUCUACAACCAACUGACAUUACCUACAUUUUUAUUAUUAGAUGGGAUCCAAUUUCAAAGAAAGAGCAUUACUAUUUCUGUGACAUCACUUAGCCAAUCAUAAUCAUUGUGCUCAGGUAACUCAAGGAAAAAUUCCAUUUUAAGGUCCUUCAAAGUGAUUAUUUCAACACUUUUUUUUUUUUAUCUUUUUUAUUUUAUUUCAUUCAUACUGUCUACAAAUGAUUGACUCCUAAGCACAAUUUCAUUCUCCCAAGUGGAAUCUUCUGCAGACUUUCCAGCCAACUGUAUUAACAAAUCCAACUUGGAUUAGAACA
Messenger RNA from Vigna radiata var. radiata (mung bean), 1426 nucleotides. RefSeq lists its product as uncharacterized. The record is from RefSeq and is a predicted model, not a curated record. Lineage: Eukaryota; Viridiplantae; Streptophyta; Magnoliopsida; Fabales; Fabaceae. The transcript is spliced from 6 exons. Bases 61 to 1011 code for a protein of 316 amino acids.